Messenger RNA from Colletotrichum graminicola M1.001, 981 nucleotides. Its product is annotated as ABC transporter. The transcript is spliced from 3 exons. Gene Ontology annotation, molecular function: ATPase-coupled transmembrane transporter activity; ATP binding; ATP hydrolysis activity. The record is from RefSeq and is a predicted model, not a curated record. Lineage: Eukaryota; Fungi; Ascomycota; Sordariomycetes; Glomerellales; Glomerellaceae. Gene Ontology annotation, biological process: transmembrane transport. The coding region runs from base 214 to 681 and encodes 155 amino acids.
UUUUCAGCUAGUAUGGUCUAGAUUUCAACCUUUACCUUUGGGCUACUACUCAUCCUUAAUGACAUCUUUAACGAAAGGGCUACCCCUAGCGACCUUAUCGCUUUUGUAGGGUACUGGUAAAACAUCACUACGUCUCUAGUAAAUUAUAAGGAAACUAAGACUAGCAUCUUAGAAAAGCUCCUUAGAGCUACUUGUGGAAGACGUCUCCUUGAGAUGCCGGUCCAGGUCGAACAUGGCCCAGAUUUUGACUUUCAAGGUGGCGCAAUAGAUUUUACAAAUGUCGAAUUUAGCUAUGAAGGGAAGAAGGAUUCUACGUUGAACGGUCUCUAUCUCCAGAUCGCAGCAGGAACGAAAGUUUCAAUUAUCGGAAAAUCAGGAUCUAGUAAGUCGACAAUGCUAAAACUACUGCUAGGACUUCUGGAACCCAGCAGCAGGUAUAGACAAGUCAAUAACCAGAAGGUCGAAGACAUCAGCAUCUCAUCGCUUCGGUCUCACAUCAGAAUCGUUGCCCAGAAUGCGCGUCUUUUCAAUCAAAGCGUUAUGGAUAAUAUACGAUGGUUUGCCAACCAAGAUGUCACCGACGUAGAGGUUAAAAACGCUUGCCGGCGCGCGUGUAUUCAUCAAACUAUCAAGUCGCUUCCGGAUGGUUAUAGAACAAAAAUAGGAGAUGAUGGACAGUGAGUUCCCGUUCGAAAGGGGUUUCUAUCCUCAUUACUAAUUCUCUACCUUAGGAACUUAUCAGGCGGCCAAAGACAAAGAUUGUUGAUCGCACGCCUGUUCCUUCAGAACCCAGAUAUUGUAGUGUUGGACGAGGCAACGAGUGCCCUAGAUGUUGACACCAAGGCCUCUGUUCAGAAGGCCAUCCGCGAGGCAUUCCUUAACAUGACUGUGAUACAGAUUCAGAAGGAUGUUCAGUCCUAAGGCACUCACAAGUCCCUUCUACAAAUGAAUGGCCACUAUGCAGAAUUAUGGAAGCAGCAC